AUGAAACUUUUCUCUGUUGCAUUAAUUGCAACUUUGGCUGGCAGUGUUGCUGCCAAUAGCUCUCCAUUUUCAACCUUUAAUGACAACGAUAUCAAACAUUUUUUAAGAGAUUUGAAAGUUGAUGUUGAUGAAAAUACACCAAGUGAUAAAUUGAAUGAACAAGCCCAAGAAGAAUUUGACAAGUUACAAGCUGAGUACAAGAACCGUAAAUUUACCAUCGAUGUCACGGAUGAUGGCCAACAACAAAUUUUGAAUUUGGCAACUGAUCCCAAUGCUGAUUUAAGUGUGAUAUUUCCUCACAAUUUAGAUUAUUUAACCAAUAAGGACUUGAAUCCAUCUGGAGAUUAUUAUUCUCAAGUUAAAAACUGGAUUUUCGAAUCAUGGACUAUUGAUAAUUUGAAGAGUUUUUUGAAGUCCAAUGGAAUUAGUUUUGAUAAAACUUCAACAAGACAAGAUUUGAUUGAUUCCGCUAAGAGUUCUUGGGAUGAUAUUCUUGAAAAAUUCCAAGUUUCUGGUAAUUAUGCUGGUGAUUGGUUAUACCAAGGAUGGUCAAUCGAUGAUGUUAAGAACUGGUUGAAAGAGCAUGACUUAACUUAUGAGGAAGAUUUAUCGAGAGAAGAUUUAUUAAAAAUGGUUAAGGAAAAUAAUUAUAUUGCUUCAUUAUCAAACAUUGAUAAUAAGCAAUCAUUACUUGACUCGUUAAAAUUACCGGAAAGACUGAUUUUUGAUGAUGCCGGUAAAAUCAAGGACGAUUUUAUUAACGAAUGGAAUUACUCUCAAUUAAGAGAAUGGUUAUAUAUGCAUGGUUUGAUUGAUACUAAACCUAAUGUUGAAGCUAAGGAUUUGGAUAUUGACAAGUUGCAAAAAAUGGUAAAGUCGCAUGAAAAUUAUUUAGUUAAUGAUAUCAAGAGUUGGAUUGAAACUACCAAGGAUCAUGUUGAUCCAUACAUUGGUAAGAAGACCAACAGCUGGCAAAAAACAUUGGAUAACUUUAUCAAUUCAUCCUUUUUAGUUGGUAUUGAUAACUGGUCAAAAGAUCGUUUAAAAGAAUUUUUAAAAGUACGUAAUGUUAAAUUUUCUCAAUUUUCCACCAAACGUCAAUUGAUUGAAUUGGUCAAAUCUCUGAAGAAUAUCCCGGUCAAGACUCAACAAGCAAUUGGAAUUCCAUCUAACUGGUAUUUUGAUAGCUGGUCGACUGAAGCCAUUCGUCAAUGGUUACAAGAAAAGGGGGAAAAAGUUGAUGGUUCAAGACAAGAAUUGAUCAGCUCAAUUGCAGAAUAUUAUCAAAGCUUACAAGAGAAUGCAUCUAAAUCGAUUGACGAGCAAAUCAAGAAUUAUAAACCUGAUUUGGAUGAGUAUAAGAAGAGCAUUGAGGAAUCUUACGAAGCCACCAAGGAAAAAGCUGGUGAAACCAAUUCGAUUGCUGAUGAAACGUUACUUGCGGCCUAUUCCAUUUCAAUUGAGCACUAUAAUCAAGUUGCGAAAGUAUUGAAGAAUAAAUAUAAGGAUAAUAGAUUUGAAGUGAAUGAUGCUUUGCAAAAAGCCCAACAAGCUUCCUACGAGUACUCGCAACAAUUAAUCAACAACUCCAAAGAAAUUAAGGUGAAGGAUAAUAUUGAAGCUGCAGUGAAUGCCGCCACAUUAUACGCCGAUGAUUUGAGUAACCAAUUGAUUGAAACGUAUAAAAUUCAAAAACCAAAAGUGGAGGAGUUUAUUGAUGAGGCACAAAAUUACAUCAAGUAUUUUGGAAACUACGUUAAUGAAGCAUUUCAACAACAUAAACCAAAAGCCGAACAAGUGGCCCAAGAUGCGUAUGCAUCCGCACAAAAGGUUGCCAACGAUGCCUAUGAAUCCGCUAAAGACUAUGCUGAUUCUGCCAACGGUGUUUUGAACGGAAAGUAUCAAGAAGUCAAACCGCAUGUUGACGAAGCAGUUGAGCAACUGAAGCAAUAUGCCAGUGCCGCCCAUCAGAAUUAUAUCGAAACCAAACCUAAAGUGGCCGAAGCUUACAAUCAAGCCAAUGAAGUUGCUCAGAGUGCCUAUAGCCAAGCCAAUGAAAAGGCCCAACUGGCGUAUUCCGAAUACAAACCAAAGGUUGUUGAUACUUAUAACGAUGUUAACGAAGCUGCAUGGAGUGCUUACGGGGAAUACAAACCAAUUGUGGAAGAGGCUGCUCGGGUUGCAUAUGAAUCAGCCCAAAGCUAUGGUGCUGAUGCCAACGAAGCAGUCCAGCUGGUCUACGGUGAAUACAAACCAAAAAUCCAGGAUGCUAGUAGAAAAAGCUGGGACUACGUAUUAGAAUCAUGGUCCAACGCUGAUUUGAAACAAUACUUGAACAGCUUUGGAUUCGAUUCUAACUUCUUGAAUGAGCUCAACCGGGGCUCGCUCCUCAAACUCUCCCAGGAACAACUGAAGUUGUUUUACGGUGAUUCCAAGAGUAAAUGGGAUAAGCCAAUUGUGAAUGUGUUUACCGAUGCAUCUGCACAACUCCAAAAGAAACUUGGUUUGAGUCCUAAACCAACCUCGGUCUGGGACCGUCUCAGAGGGUACUUCUAG
Hyphopichia burtonii NRRL Y-1933 is the source of this 2556-nucleotide messenger RNA. RefSeq lists its product as uncharacterized. The record is from RefSeq and is a predicted model, not a curated record. Bases 1 to 2556 code for a protein of 851 amino acids. The transcript has a single exon. NCBI's taxonomy places the organism in Eukaryota, Fungi, Ascomycota, Pichiomycetes, Serinales, Debaryomycetaceae.